AGGAGAUGGAAGAAGGAAAUCCACGCACCGAAAGGGUCGCACAACAACAAAGUAAUCGAGAGAGAGAGUGCAGAAAGCGAAAGCAGGCGUCGCCGAAACGAAACCCUAUCAAGCGAACGGAUGCGCACUAGGCCCGUCCACCAACGCUUCCAUCCAAAAUCUUCUCCUCCUCCCCUCCCCUCCCCCCAUCCUCUUUUGAUCCGAUGUGACGCUUCCCCUCUCCCAAUCCCCUAAAUUAUUGCAUGGAGACAAGCUCCCGAUCGAUCCUUCGCCUUUUAAUAUCGUUCUGCUCAACCCCACCCUCCAAAGAUUGAUCUUUCCCCAUGGCCGAUGCCUCCGCCGAGUUCCGCCGGCCGGAGCUCAUCCCUCCGGCGGCCGACCUUGUUGUCGCGCAGCAGCACGACGGCCUCCGCUUCUGGCAGUUCAUGGUGGCCGGGUCCGUCGCUGGUCUUGUCGAGCACACCGCCAUGUUCCCUGUGGACACCCUUAAGACCCGGAUGCAGGCCGGUUCCCCAGCAUGCCACCGGCCGCUCGGCCUUCGCCAGGCCGUCCUCUCUGUCGUCCGCGCCGAGGGCGCCCUCGGCCUCUACCGCGGUCUCGGCGCCAUGAGCCUCGGCGCCGGCCCCGCCCACGCCGUCUACUUCUCCGUCUACGAGAUAUCCAAGGAGUCGCUCUCCCGGGAGAACCCCAACAAUCCGGUGGCCCACGCCGCCUCCGGGGUGCUCGCCACCGUCGCCAGCGACGCCGUCUUCACGCCCAUGGACACCGUGAAGCAGCGCCUCCAGCUGAAGAGUAGCCCGUACAAGGGGGUCGCGGACUGCAUCUCCAGAGUUCUGAGGGAGGAGGGCAUCAGGGCGUUCUUCGUCUCGUAUAGGACGACCGUGGUGAUGAACGCCCCCUAUACUGCCGUGCACUUCGCGACGUAUGAGGCGGCGAAGAGGGGGCUGAUGGAAGUCUCACCGGAGAACGCAAGCGAUGAGCGGCUGGUGGUGCACGCCACCGCCGGUGCAGCUGCAGGUGCCUUGGCAGCGGCCGUCACCACACCGCUUGAUGUGGUCAAGACGCAGUUGCAGUGUCAGGGUGUUUGCGGCUGCGAUAGAUUCUCCAGCAGCUCGACAGGUGAGGUGAUACGGGCCAUAUUAAGGCGCGACGGCUAUGCCGGGCUGAUGAGAGGAUGGAAACCUAGAAUGCUGUUUCAUGCACCAGCAGCGGCCAUUUGCUGGUCGACAUACGAAGCAAUGAAGUCCUUCUUUGAACAGAUGAAUGAUCAGAAGUGAUUCCAUGUUCUAAAUCUUAUAUAGAAACAUGUUGUAUCGCCCGAUAAAAGCCAGCCGCUGUCAUGCAUGCUGCUGUGACUGUUGCUGUGAAUGUGUAUUUAUUCCCACAUCCACUUGAAAAUUGUGUCUGUACAAAUUUUCUUCUUGGUAAUAUAAAUAAUAAUCAUGCUCGGAAUCGGAAAUUGAUUUCGAUUAUCACAC
This is a messenger RNA of Musa acuminata subsp. malaccensis (wild Malaysian banana), 1478 nucleotides long. RefSeq lists its product as uncharacterized. Gene Ontology annotation, cellular component: mitochondrial membrane. Gene Ontology annotation, molecular function: ferrous iron transmembrane transporter activity. The record is from RefSeq and is a predicted model, not a curated record. Gene Ontology annotation, biological process: iron import into the mitochondrion. NCBI's taxonomy places the organism in Eukaryota, Viridiplantae, Streptophyta, Magnoliopsida, Zingiberales, Musaceae.